Messenger RNA from Ambispora gerdemannii, 543 nucleotides. NCBI's taxonomy places the organism in Eukaryota, Fungi, Glomeromycota, Glomeromycetes, Archaeosporales, Ambisporaceae. The record is from the annotation of a GenBank genome assembly.
AUGGACAAGCAACAAAUAGCACUAUUGGUAAUAGCCGUUGUUUGUGUAGGAGUAUGUGUUUACCGGUAUUAUGGAAAUCGCUUUGACAAAGAUAAUAAUUAUCUAAAGGCUUUGCCCUCCAUUGCUGGUGGACUAUAUGCCUUAAACUUUCCCAAUAAUCAGAAUAAUCAACAGACCAAUUUUCAAGAACAGUCUAACGCCCAAACUCAGCAACCGCCUUCAAUAAUGAUGAAAUUAAUGACUUCUUGUUUACCGGUAUUACUCGAACAGUUUACUGGUCAAACCAUGCCUCCGAUGGGUGGUAAUAAUGCCGAAAUGCAAUUAGCUUUAUCACAAGUUAUUAGUUUACAACAGCAAAUUAUUACUGGUCAACAGAAUUUAGACCAAAGAUUAGCUCAGUUAGAAACCAAUGCUUCCCAGCAAUUCACUGGUUUAGCCCAAGAAGUUAAAAGCAUUAAGUCGAUUAGGCUAACUCAUGACCGCGAAAGAAAGCAAAUUGAAUUUAAUGGUAAUGGGAAUUUCCAGCAAAAUCAAGAAACCUAA